GGUUUGUUGGAGAGGUUACUUUACUGAUGGUGGUUUGUUAGACAGCUAUGUGAACUUGUACGAUUUGUUCAACGUAACCCUCUUUUAAAGGAAAUGCAUACUGACUUGUUCCAAGGCUAAUGUAUGCUCCUAGCACUGCCUAUCUAUCCCUCCAGACUGCGUGCGCUGGGGGGCUAUGUCCAAAGAUGAUAAGAAAAACAUAGCAAUGUCGUCAUCGCGAGUGCGAGUGCGAAUCCGAGUUCGAGUGCGAGUGCGAGUACGAGUGCACGCCGCUAUAUCAGUGGGCAUGUUCCAAGGGCCUCUAUCAUAUUCUUCUCUCCUCGCCUUCUCUUUCCCACAAUGGCCGACGACACUACAAGCUUCCAACUUUACCGCUACACACCCAGCGCUAUUGCGGCUGGUAUAUUUGCUGUCAUAUUCUUUGUAUCUACUAUAUUCCAGACUUGGAGGACGUUCAGAACUCGAUCCUGGUAUUUUUCUGCCAUGAUCGUUGGUGGACUCAUGGAAACUGUAGGAUACAUUGGCCGAGUCAUGUCGCACCACAAUCCCAAAGCUCUUGGUCCAUAUAUUAUGCAGUCGCUUCUCCUUUUGGUAGCUCCCGCUUUAUUCGCUGCCACUAUAUACGUCGUAUUGGGGAGGAUAAUACGCGCGCUUCAUGCCGAGCGGUUUUCUAUUAUACGUCUCAAUUGGCUCACCAGGUUCUUCGUUAUUGGUGACGUCUUCAGCUUCUUUUUGCAAUGCGGAGGUGGAGGCCUCAUGACGUCUUCCAGCAGCGUGAAGCUUGGUCAGCACGUCGUCGUCGGGGGACUGGUCUUCCAGGUAGUAUGGUUCGGAGGCUUCAUCUUCGCGGCUGGCGUCUUCCACCAUCGUAUGCGAGUGGUCCCCACCGUAACGGAAAAGAUGAACUGGAAACAGCUCAUGUAUGUCCUCUAUGCUGCGAGCACCAUGAUCUUGGUACGAUCGGUAUUCCGAGUCGUAGAAUUCGCACAGGGAAACGACGGGUACCUCAUGCGGAGGGAAGUGUGGAUGUACAUUUUCGAUGCCGUUCUUAUGACUGCGGUUAUGACCCUUUUCAACAUCUACCAUCCUAGUUCAUAUCUGCAAGCCGACGGGCAGUAUAUGAUGGGGGAACGCGAGGAGCAAACCACGCGUGACGAAGAGUAUGCGACUACAGUUCCAAUUCACCCCUAUUCGGACCCGCGGAGAGCAUACUAAUCUACAGUUAUGAAAGAGGACUGUAGAUAUCGGACGUUGUAUAGCUGCUAUUCAUGCUCCUUAGAAAAUUCAGCGAUAGAUUGCAGACAAGGAAUGUAUUCUGAG
Messenger RNA from Guyanagaster necrorhizus, 1320 nucleotides. RefSeq names its product putative RTM1-like protein. Bases 340 to 1215 code for a protein of 291 amino acids. Lineage: Eukaryota; Fungi; Basidiomycota; Agaricomycetes; Agaricales; Physalacriaceae. The record is from RefSeq and is a predicted model, not a curated record. Gene Ontology annotation, cellular component: membrane. The transcript has 6 exons.